Molecule: messenger RNA, 1602 nt
Organism: Jaculus jaculus (lesser Egyptian jerboa)
Lineage: Eukaryota; Metazoa; Chordata; Mammalia; Rodentia; Dipodidae
Gene: Dnajc28
Product: DnaJ heat shock protein family (Hsp40) member C28
Exons: 2
Coding region: 161-1300 (379 amino acids)
Source: RefSeq, a predicted model, not a curated record
CCAGGCCUGGCGGGACCAUGCAUUUUUAAUGUGGCAGUGAGCAUUUUGGGAGGCCUCGCUCACUCAUCUUGGGUUUUCCCAGCGCCUAGCAAAUAGCUCAUUCCUAAUAAGAUCAUUGUUGGGAAGAACACUGGAUACAACAAUAAACACAAUCUCUGGCAUGAUGGCUCAGAUCCUAAGAUCUCAUCUCAUCAAUGCUUCACUGAUCCCUAGUAGAGUGAAAACGCUUCCAUAUUGUGGUAUCAUUGGGAAUAGGAUGGUAUCAACCCAUAAGCCCAAAAGGAAGAUGAAAGAAUAUUACAGGCUGCUGAAUCUAGAUGAAGGCUGCUCAGUGGACGAGGUCAGGGAAUCCUUCUGUAAGCUCGCCAAACAAUACCACCCAGACAGUGGCUCUAGUGAGGCUGACGCUGCAACAUUCAUAAGGAUCGAAGAAGCUUAUAGGAAUGUGCUUUCCCACGUGACAGAACAAGCGAAUGCCAGACAGUCAAAAAGUGACGAAACACAAGAAGAAGACAAACUCAAACAUAAUACACCCCAACACCGACAUUAUUUAAGUUUUGAAGGUGUUGGUUUUGGGACUCCAAGUCAGCGAGAGAAACAGUACAGGCAGUUCAGGGCCGACCGUGCCACUGAGCAGGUGAUGGAGUACCGGAGACAGAAACUUCAAAGCCAGCAUUUUGCUAACAGCAUAACCGUGAAAGAUGUAAGACACAGCAAGCAACAAAAGAUAACUCAAGCCAUAGAGCGCUUAGUGGAGGAUCUCAUUCAGGAAUCAAUGGCCAGAGGAGACUUUGACAAUCUCAGCGGGAAAGGAAAACCUCUACAAAAGUUUUCUGGCUGCUCCUAUAUCGAUCCCAUGACUCACAACCUGAACAGAAUAUUGAUAGAUAAUGGAUACCAACCAGAGUGGAUCCUCAUGCAAAAGGAAAUAAAGGACACUAUCGAGCAACUCCGAGAAGAGCUUUUAACGUCGAGGAAGAAGCUAGGGAAUCCAAUGACACCCGUGGAGCAGAAACAGUGGGACCACGUGUGUGAGCGAUUUCAAGAAAACAUCAGAAAACUAAACAAGCGAGUUAGUGAUUUUAAUUUAAUUGUUCCCAUCCUAACCAGGCAAAAAGUCCAUUUUGAUGUGCAGAAAGAAAUUACCAGAGCCCAGAAAACUUAUGACGAGGCCUUCGUACAAACAAAAGAAGUCACAGAUAAAAGCCCCACUGACGUUAACCGGGACGAAGAGGAAACACCUGGUAUUAAGGCAGUCUUUUUCAACUGGUUGAAUGUGUGGAAAUCUAUUAAAAUAUGACCAGCCCAAUGCUCGCUAUCCUGUGCUGGGCAAGCUAGUGUUCAGUUGCUUUGACAUCAACCAUAGAGCCCGAGAUUUAUUUCUGUGCCACAGGAAUUUGAGAAUUGCAUCCCUUUAUUCUUUUGACAAAACCAAUCACAUCCCAGCGACAUGUGAGGUAAAUUAAAGGACAUUUCAAUCAGCAUUGCUCGAAGGAUAUCGUGAGAAAGAAAGAAAGAACUUUAGAGAAAAGAGUUUGUUUUGUUUUAUUUUUUUUAAGUAUUUUAUUUAGAGAAAGAGGCAGAUAGAAAGAUCAUGGGCAU